UUUGGCUGCUGGCCCUUUAAGCCGGUGCGGAAGUAACCCGCGGAGUUGCUGCAAGUCGGUGGAAGGUCAGGUCUUCCCUUCGGUUGAUUCCAACGCUGCUCUUUUAAAAAAGCAACACGACUUUCGGGUUCGGCAGCCGUUCACCACCAACGACGACGCUUGACGUUUUCUGCCUACAGCGCUGCUGGAGUGGAUGACAGCCGCGACGCCCGUCACUUCGCUCCGCGGGGGGAAAGGAAAUUGAUUUGAGGCGUUUGCGUUAAACCCUUCCUGGGGUAUAUUCGUUUCAUCGCUCCGUCCGUCCCGAUGUCUGGGUCCAAGUGCACGCGGCUGAGCGGGGCGCUCGUCAAGCAGCUGCUGGACUCCGUGGACAGCGUCCUGUUCGACUGCGACGGGGUCAUCUGGCGGGGGGACCAGGUCGUGCCCGGCGCCCCCGAGGUCAUCAACCUGCUGAAGGAAAACGGGAAGAAGGUCUUCUUCGUCACCAACAACAGCAGCAAGACGAGGAAGAUGUACGCCGAGAAGAUGUCCGCGAUGGGCUUCGCCGUGACGGAGGACGAGGUGUUCGGCACGGCGUACUGCUGCGCCAUGUACCUGAGGACCGUGUGCAAGCUGCAGGGCAAAGUCUACCUGGUCGGCAGCGCGGCGAUGGAGCAGGAGCUGGAGGCGGUGGGCAUCCAGCAGACCGGGGUGGGACCGGACCACGUCUCCGGGAGGCCGGCCGACUGGGCCAACGUGCCGCUGGACCCCGAGGUGAAGGCGGUGGUGGUCGGGUUCGAUGAGCACUUCAGUUACAUGAAGCUGAACAGGGCCCUGCAGUACCUGACCCAGCAGGGCUGUCUGUUCGUGGGGACCAACAGGGACACCAGGCUGCCCCUGGAGGGGGGCAAGGCUGUCCCAGGUACGGGCUGCCUGCUGCAGGCGGUCGAGACGGCGGCCCAGUGCCAGGCCCAGACGGUGGGCAAGCCCAACCACUUCAUGUUCGACUGCGUGGCCUCGCAGUUCGGCGUGGACCGCGACCGCUGCCUGAUGGUGGGAGACCGCCUGGACACGGACAUCAUGCUGGGCUCCAACUGCGGCCUGAAGACCCUCCUCACCCUCACGGGGGUCAGCACCGUGGCGGAGGCCGAGGCCCACCAAAAGAGCGGCUGCGCCGAGAGGCAGGGCAUGGUGCCGGAUUAUUACGUGGAGAGCAUCGCCGACCUCCUUCCGGCCCUGCAGGGAUGAGCGCACAGCAGGGAGGUGCUGCGUUGUUAGCCUAUAGCUGCUGUAAACCUGGGUAGCGUAUCACUUGCCGUGGUCCACUGUCACAGAAAUUCAAAUCAUCCUUAACGUCCCCACUGCCGUGUGGCAGACGCAACAAAGACUCUAGAGACACUAUCCAGAUUUUAGCAGUACUUCUUUUUUUUUGUCGUUUACUCAACCGUUAUUAAAACCUGCACAUAUAAAGUAAAAGAUUUAUAACAUAAAGAAGUGAUUUCCAGUAUUGUCUCAAUGUGAUUUUAAGUGUUAAAGAGUGUCGCUAAAGGGAGAUGCGUGUGUUCCUUAUUUUUCUUUGAGUGAGAAGAGAGGUGCGUGUACUGUAAAGGCCCUUUCCCUGUGCACCAGUCAAACUCAAGAAGUGGAAUAAGCAAACGUGAGGUUUCAGUAGUUCAGUGAUAUCAUUGUGUUCAGAUUCAUGAAUAGCAGGCAGAGAAUGGGUCUAAAACACGCUGACCCCUUGUGACUUGAGCUUUUUGUGUUGCUUUGUGUAUUUCAACACCUCAACACAUAUCUGCCUUUUUAGAUUCAUGGGAUGGUGCAAUGAUACCCAGUCCUGUUUUUUUUUUUAUGUCUGUCAUGUCAAUUGUUAAUGAAACAGAAUGACAUUAAUGUCUUCUUUUUAACCAUCCACUUUCUGGAACAGUGUCCCUCUAUAACUCCCAGAAAACACUGCCUCACGUCUGUAAUAAAACAUAAACUGUAUUCACUA
Scophthalmus maximus (turbot) is the source of this 1972-nucleotide messenger RNA. It is a transcript of the gene pgp, whose product is annotated as phosphoglycolate phosphatase. The record is from RefSeq and is a predicted model, not a curated record. Bases 307 to 1227 code for a protein of 306 amino acids. The transcript is spliced from 2 exons. NCBI's taxonomy places the organism in Eukaryota, Metazoa, Chordata, Actinopteri, Pleuronectiformes, Scophthalmidae. Gene Ontology annotation, cellular component: cytoplasm. Gene Ontology annotation, molecular function: sn-glycerol 3-phosphatase activity.